Molecule: messenger RNA, 16798 nt
Organism: Drosophila persimilis
Lineage: Eukaryota; Metazoa; Arthropoda; Insecta; Diptera; Drosophilidae
Product: serine/arginine repetitive matrix protein 2
Exons: 17
Coding region: 687-16271 (5194 amino acids)
Biological process (GO): actin cytoskeleton organization
Cellular component (GO): filamentous actin; microtubule organizing center
Molecular function (GO): protein binding
Source: RefSeq, a predicted model, not a curated record
UCGCCACCAGUCCCGCCCUCAGCCUCAGCACCCCCCCUGCCCACGGAACGUUACCCAAACGGUACUCGCUUAACGAUUUUCGAUAUAAUUUUCGAUACAUCGACAUCGAUUAAAGCCCUGUUGUGCUUUUUUUGUGCGUUCUUUUUUAUUUUUCGUGAAUAUUUUUUAAUGUUUUUAUUGCUUGAACUCUAAUUAAUCAACCCUACAAAAAUAAACAACCAACGGAUCAAACCGCAAUCAAUCAAUCGUCAAUCAAACAGACAGAGAGAGAGAGAUAGAGAGAGAGAGGGAAAGAGGAAAGCAAACACUUUGCAUGCGAUAAAAACCGCGCACAAGUCGCUGACAAAGCCGCACGUCCACCGCCGUCGCUGUCCGAAGGAGAGCCCAGAGACACAGACCGAAACCCGGGCAACCUGAUCUUUCUGUAAAUUAAACUAUUCACAGAUUAAAUAUUUGCCAAGCGAAUCGCAUAUCCACACAAGCAAACACACAGAUAAAGAAAAAAAAUGUGCAUUUAAUUGUUGUUUUCCACGCGUCUUUUGUCGCCAUCUCGCUCCGCGUUUCCAUCUCAAGUUACGAAAGCCGCCACCUCGAAGUCGACAUCUCUGAUAAGCAGCACAGCAGCCACAGCAACAGCAGCAGAAGCAACAACAAGCAGAAGCAGCAGAGCAGCAGAUAUUUUUGAGAUGGAGUUGGAAUGCGAUUUGGGUGCUAUACAAAAUGAGGAAUUGCUGAGGAAAAUGUGGCAGCAGUCCGAGGACAGCGAACGCAAGAAGCAGAUCCGAUCGCAUCUCUACAAGCUGCGAGAGUCGCGUCUCUGCAAUCUCUACAGGCACGAAGCGGACCCAAUGGCGGAGCCCCAGGGAAACGGUAAUGGUAAUGGAACGUCGUCGCUGACUGGAUUCGGGGCCAAGGAUCCCCUGGCCACAAGCCACGGAGACGCGCUGCUGGACCAGAAUUUCCAGAGCCUCAAGUCCAAGGAGGUGCGCGACUCGAUGAGCCCCACCCAUGAGCUCAAGUUCCAUUCAAUGACCCUCACGCAGCCGAGCAGCACGGGCUGGGAUGUGCAGACCUCCUCGGAGGUCAGUCCCGAUGGCAGGGCCUUCCGCACGGAAACUCUGGCCAAGACAGAUGGCAUUGAGAAGCUCAAUGGUGGCGGCCUGGCUGAGUUUAAGGGAAGGAACGAGCAGAGCUCGAGUGCCUCGCACCAGGGGGAUGACCAGAACUACGUGAAGAAGGCCUCGGAGAGCACCAACACCCAGCUGCAGGAGAAGGUGGUGUUCGGCGAUGAGAAUAGCGGACGCACCGAGAUGAAGGUGAGCUCCACCUCCACCUCGUCCUCGUCCACCAAGAAGGUGGUGUCAUCAUCCUCCUCGAAGGUGGACUUCGGGGAUGAGCCCGCCCAGCCGCGUUACCUGAUGGAUGACCAGGAGAAGGUGUACCAGCAGCAACAUCAGCAGCAGCAACAGCGUGAGCAGCGCGAGUGGGAGGAGCAAUGCCGCAUCCAGGAGAAACGCGUCCAGGAGCAACGCAUCCUGGAGCAACGCAUCCUCCAGGAGCAACAGCAGCGCCAACAGCAGGAGGAGCGCUACUCGGAGAGUCGCGAACAGAGCAACAGCACCAGGAACGUCCAGACCCAGCAGCACUACGAGGAGAACAAGCGGUAUGUGGACAUGGACAAGGCCUCGCCCGAGUAUCAGCGCCACGUCCAGCAUUUGAUGUCCCAGCCCGGCGAGAUCAUCUCCAAUACGGUGGAGUACCCCAAGCCCAAUGUAAAGAUGAUCACCACGGUGAAGCGCCUGCCCGAUGGCACCAUUGUCAAGAACAAGCGCUACGAGACCGAACAGGUAAAUCCACAAACUCAGCGCCAAACUCAGAGCCAGACUCAGACCCAGACCCAGAGCCAGACCCAGCGACGUACCCAGGAUGUGCAUGACAGCCAUAUCCGUAAUCAGAACCAGAACCAGAGCCAGCCUCGGGAUGUGGUGGACAAUGCAGAGCCACUGGGACGUCGUCCUGGGCAACAACAACAGCCGGUGGAUCAAGAGCAGCUGACUCAGUCGCAGAGCUUCUCCUCUGUGAAGAAAUCGAGUCGCCGCUUCUCCACGGAAACCACCUCGGAGACCGUCGAGGAGUUUGAUGAUCGCGGACAACCCAUCACCAGCUCUCCCGCAGUCCGUCCCACUGCUCAGUCUCCGCGCCAGCCGGCGGCUCCUCCAACCAGUGACUUCUCCACUCACGGAUUCCCCUCGGUCCGUCCAAACAAGCCCACGCAGGAGUUCUCCAGCCAGAGGCCAUCGAAAGAGGAGGAGGAGGUGGUGGUGGUCAAGUCGGAGAAGAGCCGCAAUGUCAAGCAGAGCACCAGCUCUCAGCGCACCAUCGAAACGGAGAUUGUGGGAGAUGAUCAGCAUCAGCCCCAUCAUCGUCCGCAAAGUCAGCCCCAGAUAGCAGCCCCUACUCCCAGCUGGGAGCAGCCGGCAAGUCCCAGGCGUCAGCCUGUGGAUGACUACAGCACCCAUGGCUUCCCCUCGGUGCGCUCCCGACCAGAUCAGCCGGAUGGUGAGGUGAUUGUCACGUCGAAGUCGGUGAGCCGCAACCAGAGCGCCAGCCACAAGUCGCAGACGGAGCGCAUCAUCGAGACGCAGGUGGAUCAGGACUAUCCAAAGGCCCCCCACAGCCACACCCACACCCACUCCAUUACUACCCACUCGCAUUCACCCCAAUCUACUGGCCAACCGGUCAGUCCACGCCGAACCCAUCCGAGCACCCAUGGCUUCCCCUCGGCCCGAUCUCCCACACGGCCCACGCCCGACUCUGCAGCGCGUCGCCCCACCGCAGGCGCUCGUCCUGGAACUAGACCUGGAAACGCCCCGAACAGCUCAGACACCACGACCACAACCACGACCGUAACGCGUCGCCAGCUGCAGAAGGAGCGCGAAGUGGACGCCGCCCAUCGGGCUUUCGCAGCAUCGCUGCGCAGCAGUUCGCCGGCGGAUAGCACCACUUCGGUGGGAUCGCACCACCAUCAGACGCCACGUUCGAGCAUCUCCUCGACCCGCACCUACCGCCGAGAGGGGCGCGAGGGCUCGCAUGACAGCCAGGCGCCCUCGGAGUCGAGUCGCAUUAGCACCACAACGGUGACAAGGCAGACGGCGGGUGGAUCAGCACCAGCCACUCCCAAGACUGUGGCCAAAACGCCGCCGCCGCAGCAACAGGUGGUUAAGCAGCAGCAGGUUACUACCAAGACGAUCAGCAACGAACCCAAGUCGCCCACUCAAAAGGCGGCAACGACCACUGUAACGACCACGACAACCAGCACCACCAAGACAGGUGGUGGUGGCGGUCCAUCCUCUCCGACAGCAGCAGUAGCCCCACCAUCUCCGACUCCAGCAGCAGCUCCAGCCAGUCCCGCUCCAGUUCCAGAUAACAAGCUAUCACAGUAUACGUAUACUACCACUAAGCCUGGCGACAUAUUCUCUCUGCCACCAACUCCAACUCCAACUACUCCUCCUACUAUUAACAACGAACCAACAACACUAACCACCAAUAAAGACAACACCACAGCCACAGCAGGCAGUGGCACAGGCACAGGCACCACUACAACCACCACAGCAAUCCCUACAGCAACAAGAACCAUCUUAAGCGACAGCCAAGAACAAGAACCCAUCCGAAAGGUAAAGGUGAUCGCAAACGAAGCGCAUGAAACGGUGGCAGUGGCGGUGGCAGAACCGCCUUGUGUGAAGCGUCUAUACUAUCAGCUGGGACCCGAAACCCUCAGCGAGGGGGAACCCGUGCCCCGUCCCUCAGAGAGCGUUGCCACCAAGCAGAAAGCGCCACCCAAGAUGCGAAACCAGCCGAACCACAAUCGAAACUACGACGAUGAUCAGAAUGAGCCCGAACACGAACCCAAACCCCUUGCCAGUUCCAGGGGCAGUUCGAAGUCGCCGAGCGUCGAACGCCGACCGGUCUUCAGGGAAACCACGUUCGAGGGCAGACGUAUCUCCCAGCCAGAGGAGGAUGUCCUGCUCAUUGAGGAGCAGAUCCUUAUCGAUGAGACCUUGAUUCAGUCACAGCCCAAGCCCAAGCCCAACCAAAGCAGCCCCGAGCCGAGAUUUCCCAGAUCCAGGGCUCAGAGUCCCGAGAAACCGCGGGUUUCUCCACGACAGAGCCCCGAAAAACAUCCGCAGCACCCGCUGUCAGGAACUCGUCGUCCAAGCGCCGAGAAACAGCUGCCGGCCAAGGAGAGCCCGCAGAAACCAGCGGCGGCGACAACGGCGCCACGGCAGGGCAGUCCCGAGAAGCAGCUGCCCAGCAAGUAUCCGACUCCCACUACCAUGGGGCGUCCCAAAAGCCCUAAGAAAGCGGAGCUGGAGAGGGCUCAGAGUCCAGAGAAAGAGCCUGGAUUGCCUAGAAGAUCUUUCCAGUUGCCCAAAGACAGCAGCCCCUCCCAGAAAACAGCACCCGAAUGGCAGAGUCUGCCAAAGGCUCAGACUGCCUCAGAGCCGGGACUGCCAACAAGUCCUCAGAGGGCCCAGAGUCCAGGGAAGGAACCAGCUUUCUCCAGGGGAUCACCCCGACAGAGUCCCGAAAAGGAGAGCCCGAGUCCCAGGUCUCUAACCCCAACCAAUCCAUCAAUUCAGCAGAAACGAGAGGAGGAUCUCUUCCGCAGCACGAUCACUACCACUCAGACACGAACAACGAAGAAGAAUCUUAACGAUGAAUUUCUAACGAACGAACGCCAGAGCCAGCCCCAAAACGAAAAGGAAACCCAACCGCAACAGCUACCGCAAACCCAACCCGAAGAAGCCAUAGAAAGUCCAGAUGGUGGUUUAUUCUCCAAAGGAGGCGACUCCGAGCCCGAGCCAGUGGAGGAGGGAGCGGCACCUACUUAUCGCAAAAAGGGUUUGAGCCGUCGCGAGACUUUCGAGGAUCGUUGUCGCAAGAUCCUGGGCAUGGAGGAGGAUGGGGAUACCCAGGGAAGCUACAUAACGCGACCCAACGAUGAUGACGGUGAUGAUGAUGAUGAUGAUGAUGCAGAUCAGAAUCAGGAAGAGGAGGAUGAGCAGAAGAUAAGGCAAACGACCACAACAAAGACGGAGACCAUUGAGGUAAAGAUCGAAGACUGCCUCGAUGACGAUGAUGAUGAUAAUGAUCAGCCAUCGCGUCGUGUCACCGAGACCUUUGUGGUGCACACCCAGCCGAAAAUCAAGGUAGAGGAGGCCCAGCCGCAGCAAGAGCUCAGUGAGCUCUUUGUGGAUGUGGAGGAGCCCUCAAAGGAGGAGGAGGAUCUGCCCAGGAAUCCCAAAGGGGACGCCGAGGCCAUCAAUGUGAAUGAGGAGACGACGAUUUUUAUUACCAAGCGACCCUCAAAAUCACCCUCGCCUUUGCCCAAGACUACCCUGAAAUCCGCCUCCAAAUCUCCAUCGCCUUCUCCUUCGCCAUCUUCGAUUCCCAUUUUCGAGCCAGAACCAGAGACGACGAGCUUCAUCACCGAGAAGACCAUUGAUUGCCAGAGUAAGACCAUCAAAAAGUCACUACCAGAAGGAGGCUGCACCACCAAGAAGUCUCCCCUCAAGAAAGUGGAACCCCAAGAGGAGCUACCCAAGAAACGGCCAAGUGUAACUACGAACACAAAAACCGAAACCGAACGUCGCCAUUCACGCACCUCCUCCUCCAAGCAGGCACCCAACCCACACCCAAAGGCUACCGCCCCGAAGAGUCCCAGAAAGGAGUCCCUGACGGGUCGAAAGCCGGAGUCAGCUCCGGCCAAGCGUGACAGUGUGGUGGAGGAGACACGCACCAACACCACCACUACCACUACGACGAAAACAGGACGAAAGCCCAGCGAUGCCAGUCCCAGUCCCAGUGCCAGCACAUCACCAUCAAUCAAGGAUCGCCUGCGCUCUUCGCCACGUAAGCAGCAGCCCCAGUCCCAACCUCAGAGCCAGAACAAGACACCAAUAAAAGUGGAUCAUGUGGAUGGGGACACCACCACCUCCCCAGAUGUGAGUCCAACGCGGGGAGAGCGUCGUCGGUCGAGUAACAUUUCCGUGCACACGGAGAUCAUCAUUGAUCACACGGCCCCGAAGUCGCCCCGGACCGAGCGUAGGCCCCAGCUGAUAGCCGCCUUGAGCCCUGCCGCCGCAAGGAAGUUGCCGGUGACCGAGCGCAAGGAUUCGGCACCCGUGCCACGGGUGACGCGACGCGAUAAGGCCGACAAGGUGAUGCGCUCCACUAGUGAGAACAUCAUCAAGGUGGUCAACGGGCAGAAGAACCCCAUCGCGAAGAACCCAUCCAAGCAGCAGCCCGAGAUGAGCAGCCUGAGGCCCGUGGAACGUGGCAGCCGACCCAGCAAGUGCUUCACCACCAAGACCAUCAAUCUGAGCGAACAGCUGCUGGUCAAUAGCGAAGACAUGAUCAUCGACAUCCAGCAGGCAAAGAGCUCUAGGGAACCGUCGCCGGAUCGCAUCGUACCCACGCCGGUGAACGCCGCGAUGGACAAGGACACGGGCAAGCCGCGUUAUCCCGAUGUGGUCCAGGAGCCGGACGAUGAGCCGCGCAAGAAGCCGCAGGUUACCAACAUACCCAUCUUCGAGGAGGCGGCCAAUGCCUAUGUUGGCUGUCAGAUCUCGGAGCUGCGCAACUCCAAUGGCCUGGACGAUGACAUACUCGACAAUCCCAUGGUAGAGGCGCCCCAGAGCCUGGACUAUCCCACAACCAGCAGCCCCGGCACCAGUACCGACCAGUCCCAUCCCGUGGAGCCUGUACAGCCGCAGGACACCGACGAGUGCCUGCUUAGCGUCCACGAGAAGGUUUCUCGCUUCACCCACUCCGCCGAACAGGUGAAGCAGCCACGCAGCUCUGUCCCCUUUAGCCGGGAGUUCGACGAGAAUGCCAAGAUACCCGAGAACGAUGAGUGCCUGCUGAGCAUCAAUCAGAAGGUGGACAAGUUCUUGCGCACCGCCGAGAAUAUCACCAGGCAGCCGCUCACGCCUACCCCCAGUCGGGAGUUGGAGCGCCCGCGCCCCAGCUUCGAGGAGAUCGAUGAGGAGCUGCGACAGGAUGACUGCACCCUGAGCGUCUCUCAGAAGGUGCACAAGUUCAUUGACACCGCCGAGAAGCUGGCCCCGACAGCGCCACAAAAAUCGCCACGCCUGGUGGCCAGCAUCGAAAGACACAUCUCGCGGCAAGAUACGGACUUGGAGCAGGAAUCGGAACCGGAACUGCAGUCGGAUCGAGAGGAAGAAGAAUAUCCCAAGCAGCCCCAGGUGGAGUCGGAAGAGGAGGAACCUCUGCCCAUGACCAAGAGUCACACCACAGCCAUUGAGCUGAAGCGGCAAAAGGACAUCCUCAACCGACCAUCGGUCUUUGGACAGCCACGUGCCACAGAGGCCCUCCGUAAGCCAUCCAUCGUGUCCAAGCAGAAUGGUACCAAGCUGCGAUCGACUCCCAGCAGCACCAGCACCAGCCUGAUUACCGAAGAGCGUCGAUCGUACAGGAAUCAGACCACAACUGGUAGCACCAUCACGGGCAAGCCCAAGUCACCCCAGCAGCCGAGCAGCACCCCCAGGGGAGCCACCCCAUCGAAACCCACAACAUCUGGAGGCUCUCCAACGAAGCCCACAACAACUGGGGGUGGCUCCAAGCGUACCAUGGAGCAUGUCAGCCAGAAGCAGUGGGUAAUCAGCGAUGUUGAUGUGGACGUGGAGGUGGUGGGACCACCACCACCGAUCCACAGCAACAGCCGCAAGCCUCAGUCGCGUACCCGUUCCCGUUCCCGUUCGCCUUCUGCAUCCCCCUCACGCUCGUCGCCCUCCCCAUCAUCGUCGCCGUCUCGCUCACCCAGUAGACGCACCACUGGCACCACCAAAUCCAACUUGAACUCGACCGCCGCCAGCGUAGUUAAAACAACCACUGAGCACCACCACCAGCACCAGCACAACCACAGCAAAAGUCAAAGGCACAGCCCCAGCAGCACCACCAAGCAAAAAAGUCCAAUGCCCACUUCAAGCCCAAGCCCAAGUCCAAGCCCGACUAACCACCCAAGCAAAACCAUAGGUACAGCCACAACAGCUGAUCCCGAACCCCAUGUACACGUUGAAUCCCUUCCAGCAAUCCCAAAUGGCAGCGGGGUAGGACGCACGGUAGCCACACGCAGGAAUGUGUUCGAGAAGACACCACCACAGCAGGCAGCCCCAACAAGCACAACAGAGCCACAGCCUGGCGGGCGUCGUCCCUCGUACAUGGAUCACACCAAGAGCUCGCUGGAGCACAUAAGACGUGACUCCCUGGAGAUCAAUAAGAACAACUAUUCGCGCAAGUCCUCAGUGGAGGAUGACUCGGGCCUGGAGCCACGCAAUCCGAAUACCUCGGUGAAGUUUGAUGUGCCCAAAAAGGAGGAUAAGAUCAAGUUGAAGAUCGAUCUGGAGAUUGAGGAGAUCUUCGAUCUGCAGGUACUCGAACAGCUCCUGGAGACAGUGAGCAGCUACGAGAUGCGUCGCCGGAUACGCGCCCAGAUGCGGCUCAUCAGAAAGAACAUGAUCAAUGCGGGGAUUACCACGACAACCACUACCACUACAACGACGGUGAAGACCUCUCCCAAUGCUGCAGCCCCACUGGCAUCGCAGCAGCCGAAGAAGCAGCCCCAGCAGGAGGCGAUCCCCCCACGCGAUCGUAGUCGCAGUCCAGAGGCUAAGACCAUCAGCAGCAGCUUCAAGGGAGUGCGCACCACCAGCACCACGAGCAGCAGUUCCAGCACCAGAAGACAGCGAGGAGAGCAGGAGGUGGACAGCACCACAGGCACAGGUGGAGCAACGCCUCAGGGCAAGCCGCCGGUGAAGCCACGAGAGAGGAGCGCCAGUCCGGCCCAACGCCGUCGCAGCAGUCCCCCCGGCAAGCAGUCGUCUGUGAGCAUUGCCACAACCACCACUCGGACUUCGAACAACGGGGCUGGUCCACGUGCUGGUACACCCAGCAAACCAGCACACCAGGGACCCAUCUGGGCAGAUCGCACUAAGGUGCUCAAAGGUCACGGGCCCGUCUCGAAUGGUGGAUCCAGUCCGCGAAAGGGAUCUGCCACGAGCACCACUAGCACCAGCUCCACCGGAAAGAUGACCCGAACCCUUCAGAGCACCAGCACUAGCUCCAGCUCCACCGCCAGCUCUAGCACCAGGGCAGCCAAGCCCAAGCAGCGCGAGGAGGACUCCAUUACAUCAAGCUACGGAGUGGGACCCACGGACGAGAAUGGACUGCCCCUCUUUGGGAUAAGAGCGCUCAAGAAGAAAAGUCAGCCAGCACCGUGUGAGACCAAGCAAGAAGUCACAGGCUUUGUGAUCGAGGAGCAGUUCUACUCGGACAACAAGUCCCCGCCCCGUCACGAGCGCAAGGAGCUGAUCUACUCGAGCAAUGCGGAUGAGCUGGCUUCCAUUCAGAAACAGCUGCUGCUGGACGAUGACUACCAGCCGGAGUUGAAUACCAAGCUUGUGAGAGAGUUCAAGAAAGUCGAGUCCGAACUGCAGCCAGAGCCAGAUGGCAGAUAUGUGCGCCGUGGUUCGGUGAAGGAGCUCAGCGAGAAGUUCAUACGGAAAGAGUCCUCCUCGUCAACGCACUCUAGCACCUCUCAGUCGAUGAUGAGCAGCCGCACCGAGCAUGCGGAUGCAGAUGAGGAGGAGACCGAGGACAGCGAAUCCAAUGAGGUGUGCAGCGUCAUCGAGGCACCACAGAUGCGCCAGGGCUCAACUACCAGCAGCUUAACCACCACCCGGUCCAGCAACACGCGCUCCUUCCUCAACAGCAGCGCGGAUCAGCGGCAGGUGACCAGUGUGGACGAUGUCCUGGAGCGCAUGCGCAAUGCCGAUAAUGUGGAGGAGCCUGGCGACACAAACGAAGAUCGUGAGGCACGUGCUCUGCUCAACAAAUUCCUUGGGGCCAGUGUGAUAAUGCAGGGCGUGGAGAGCAUGCUUCCACCAACGGCUACGGGUCAGCGUCUGAAUAGCCAAGGGGUGAAAACCACACGCAUAACCAAUACCUACAGCAAAUCGGGAACUGGCAAGGUCAGCAGCAGCGCCUCCUCAGCACCAGUUACACGCACAACUUGUGACAUCGAGGAGAUACAGGACGAGCAGAUCCUAAAGCAAUUGCUGGAACAGGCCUCCACCUACGAGGAGCGUCGCAAGAUCCGUGCACGUCUACGCGAACUUAUGGCGGAACGCGAAGAGAAAAAGAACUCAGCCGCAGCCUCUAAGCCAAAGGAGGAGGCGGAGGAGGAGAGCAGUGCCAGCGAGUAUGAGGAGAUCAUCGAGGAGGUGACGGACUACAGCGACGACGACGACAACAACGAAGAGGAGACCACCAAAAAGGAGCUGCCCAAGGAGGAGAAGAAGGUAGAGAAGAAGGUAGCCUCCGCAGCCGUAGCCUACGCAGCCUCUAAGGAGAGCAAAGUCAGCGAUAGUGUCACCAAAAAGUUGGCCAAAGUAGAGCUCUCAGAGCAGUCCACAACAUCCACAACAUCCUCGACAUCCACAACAGACGGUGUCCAGACGGUGCAGCAGGGUGAGUCAGCCCUGCCAGCAACUAAAUCAGGAGCAAAAUCAGGAGCAAAAGCAGGAGCAGCCGGCAGCAGCACUAGCAGUAGUAGCAUUAGCAGUAGGAAACAGAGUAGUGGUCAGGUUAGCACAGUGGUUAGGGCCAGGGACAAAGCCAAGCCAGAGACAAUGCCAGCAGCAGCGGCAGCCCCAACAGCAGCAGCAGGAGCGGGAGCGGAAACGGGAACGGUUUCGGGAGUGAGCAGAUUGAGUGUACCCUCGAAGGAGGAUUCGGGCACGGAAAGUGGCGAGGAUCUGCGCCUGCUGGCCGCUGGACUGAGGGACACCCUACAACAGCGGAGCGGCAGCGAUGCCAGCGAGGCACAUCGCAGCCUCCUCGAGGAGGUAACGGACGCCCUCAGCCGCCUGGAGAGCUCCCUGAAGCAGGGCAAGGAGCUAGCUGUCGACGGGGGUCAGCGUCAGGCUCUCCUCGGACUCGUUGCCCGCCUCCAGAGUGGACUCAAUGCCCCGGAGAAACUGGCGGCGGCGGACAACAACAGCAGCGGCAUCUCUGAAGAGGCCUCUCCCACCCAGGAGGAUAUGGAACUGGAGCUUGGGAUGGGAAUGGAGGACCCCCGGUCCGACUGCCGGCAGUCACGGUUCGCCAAGCGACGGCAGCGCAACAGCCGCCACACGGUGGGUGUCAGCCGAGAGGAGCUGGCGGAUGCCAGGCGCUAUAUGGAGGACAUGCUGCUGCUGGAGAACAACAAGGGCUUUACACUGGAGAAAAAUGCCAGCUCGGGAUCCAUCAUACCGCCCGUUCAGCUCUACAGACCCAAUCAGUUUGUGCCGCAGCCACAGCAGCAGCAGCCUAAGCCACAGCCACCGCAGCAGCCAGUGCAGCAGAUUCCAGCCUCCCAAUCUCAGGGAUCCCAGCUGAGACCGAACAACAACAGCAGCAGCAACCACAGACGCCCUCUGUCCGGGGAUUAUGCGGUCAGCUUUGCCAGCUAUGAGGCUGCCCAAAAGGGAGGACAGCAGGAUGGAUCCAACUCCGGCUCAUCCUCUACUCGCUUCAAUGGUGCGAAAAAGCAUAUGAUGAAGCGGGCUAACACAAUCGAUAUACCCAAGGCAAAGGCUAAAUACAUUGCCGACUGUGACACGGACUCGGACCUGGAAGACGAGCACGACCAUGGUCCCCAUCUGGGGCUGAAGCGUGCUGUUCAGGUGAGCGUUAAGCGGCGCGUACAAAAUGCCGUACCACCUUUCGAGCCCAAGACGGAGAACGAUCACAAGUUCCUGGCCUUCAUCAACAAGCAGAGCCAUCAGACGGGCCUUGGCUGGGGUGGUGGUGGCGGAGGGCGCAGUGUGUCCAACUGGACGCACAAGUUCGGGAACAUCAAGCACACCUUUGAAACGGGGGCGGCGGCAACCGUGACCAAGGGUAAGCCGCCGCCAGUGCCCGGCCAUGUGCCAGGGUGGGCCAAGCAGGAGCACCAGCAUCAUCAGCAGCUUCAGCGCGAGCAAAUGCUGCGAGAGCAGAUGCAGCGAGAGCAGUACCAGCGAGAGCAGCACCAGCGAGAGCACCGGCAGAGAGAACAAAUGCAGCGAGAGCAUCGUGAUAAGAUCCAACGAGAACAGCAACAACGAGAGAAGCUUCAGCGAGAGCACAUCCAACGAGAGCAAAUACAACGAGAGCACAUUCAGCGUGAACAGAUCCAACGGGACCAGAUGCAACGAGAAAAAAUCCAACGAGAUCAGCUGCAGCUAGAACAUCUCCAACGAGAACAGCAACAGCAACAGCAACAGGCGGAAGCGACAGCCGCUGCCCAAGCCCAUUCCCAGGCCCAGGCCGAGCGUCAGCGUCGGCAGGAGAUCGAACGUCAGCUGCUCCUCGAGCAAGAGGCCAGAUACGAGCGCGAGCAGCGCGUCCGCCUGGAGCGGGAGUACUACGAGCAGCAGCUGGAACGCCAGCAGGCGGAGCGACAGCAGCAGUUGGACCGCCAGCGGCAGCAGCAAGAGCAGCUGGAGCGGCAGCGUCGCCAGGAGAUGGAGGUGCGCCUGCAGCACCAGAGGCAACAGCAGCAACAGCUGCAGCAACAGCAGCAGCAGCAACAACAGCAACAACAGCAGCCGCCCUUGAAUCACUUUAUACACGCACCGCAGUCCGUGUUCCGGCCCAUCGAUCAGGAUCCGCCAGCGGCUCCUAGCAUCUAUAAGCCCAUCGCCAAGAAGUCGGAGCCACAGCCAGGCUCUGUAUGGCAGCCCUCGGGUCAGGGCAAGCUUCCAGCCCAACAGCAGCAGCACCUGCAGGCGCGGACACCGUACAGCAACACGCCGUCGCCUGCCUCCACGGCCACCUCGCCCAUCGGCCUGCCCUGGGUGGCCAAGCCGAAGGUGGACAACAGCGAUUUCCGUCGCAAGGCCCAUCACUUUGAGGAGCGUUCGCUGAGGGACAACCUAGAGCAGCAGCAACAGCAGCAGUCGCCCUAUCCUGUGGGCAGCUCCAACGGGGGCCAUGGCUACCUGCAGCGUCACAACUCGCUGCGUUCCAAAGGUCCGCCAGCAGCACUCAGCGAAUUCAGGAAACGGCCUUCGCUACCCAAUGCCAUGGAGCCCGGAACUGUGGCGGGAGCGGGACAGCUGUAUCAGCCACCGCCACCCACCAACAUAUCCUUCACGUACGCCGAUUUUUCGCCAGUGCGCAGCCGCAACCCACAAAACCGACACAACUACCGCAGCCAACCGUGUUUGCCCAGUGCCGUGGAUCAGGCAGAGGCACUGACAAAUCCCCUGGCAGCACCCCUAGUGCUGACCAGCUCAAAUCCCACAUACCUGCCAGGGGCAGGUGCAGGCGCAGGAUCAGGGGGAUCAGCGAGUCGAAGAUUUGACUAUGUGACGAGCCCCGUGGAUGUAGACAACAGUCCGGCCAACAGUCCAACCAGCUUCCAUACCGUACCCAAUGCCCUGACCACGGACAACACGGAUGACGAUCUCGACCUGGACUCGGACACUAACAUGCUGGAGUAUCGGGCCGAGACGAAGGUGAUGCGCAAGCCGCGCAGCCAGACAGCUGUGACCGUGGCCGGACGGAGAACAGCCCACCUAAGCGAUGAUGAGGUUUUCGGUCGCAACUCGAGGGCGGCCAAGUCGCUGCUGUACACCAUGAAGCAGCUGGGUGGCAAUGGCAAUGGAGCACCACCAGGAGCACCUGCUCCGGCGCCAGUUGCACUCCCUAGAAGCAGAGGACAACAACAAUCCCAUACGGCACCCAGUUCCCCGAAGCCGGGGAUAUGUCUAUCGCCGGACGGUCGCCAGUACCAGGCCCCAAUGGUGGAGCCUCUCUUCCCGCAGAUAAGCAGCUUCGAGCCGCAGCGGAAGCCCCAGUAUGCGCCAGUAUCCGCCUCACUGCCAGGCACUCCUACCAGUGUGGCACCUGUGGCUCCUCCUCAGCUGAUCAAUUACCAAGCGAAUCCCACCUACACACCGCCACAGACCCGAUCCGAUGUGGGGGGCGGAGGCGGAGGCUACCUGGGGGAGACGCACACAUCGUACGUGGUCACCUACCCGCUGGACGAGUCCGGGGAUGAACACGAGCACGAGCCGGAGUCAUCCAUGUCCAUGUCGCUCAGCCAGCGAAUGCGUCGCACCUCGGAGCACUCGAAUGCCAGCUCCUCGCUGUCAUUGGGGAGCACCAGCUGGACACCAAAUCCAAUGCACAGCACGGUCCCAGUCGCAGUACCGACCACAGUCGUAUCCGUACCCACACCUGCACCACCGCCAGUCGAUCGCAGCACGAAACCGCAGCUUUUUCCAGUCCAUAAGCCGAUACAGGCGCCGCCCAACAGCGGCAGCAGCCGGCCCCGCUUGAGCACGCGCAGCCACACCAUCCAGGGCGAGGACAUAACCGGAUAUGAGGGAACCAACCAUAACCAGCCCCUGAAGAACCGUGUGAUGUCCCAACAGUCGCUUAGCUCCUCGAUCUCCGUCCGGACACAACAGCAACAACUGCAGCUGCAGCAGCAACAGCAACAGCAACAGAAGGAGCUGCAGCGCCUCAACGAACUGAGGCGAAAGAGUUUGGGCAACGUGCUGGAGCAGCGGGAGACCGCCCAGCGGAUGGCCUACUACGAGCAGCACGAGGAGUAUAAGUCCUCGGCACCGGCGGAUACACCAGACAUAGUUAAGUCGUCGCUGCCGAAGGAGAAUGCACCGCUGCUGAAGAAAUUUGGACCGCCCCAGAGGCACCAUUACGUGCCCAAUGCGUACCAGAGCCCGCAGCUGAAUAAGCAGAGUGGCGCCGGCGCCGGCACCACAACUACAACCUCCGUAAUCACCUCCACCACAGUGGUGCAUCAGCAGCAGCAGCAGAAGCCCAGCAUCGUGGAGACGCCGGCAACGCCACAGCCAAUGUCUCAGGUGCCGCCCGAGGACGAGAUACCCCACAAUAUAGUGUUCAACAAUGUGAGUGCCUUCAGCUCCAUGAGCCGCCGCAGCCAGGACGAGGAUGUCCAACAGCUGCAGCAGCAGCAGGGCUCAGCCGGAUCCCGCAUCAAUCGCCUGAGCAAGUGCGACUCCUGGAACCAGAUCUGCCAGCAGCAACAGGGCGGACUGGGACUGAGUCAGGGCCAGCCCAAGUACAGCCAGCCACUCGCCACGGGACCCGGGGAGCUCCGGCGCUGCAAGUCCGGCCACUCCCUGGCCGUGCCGAAGCUCUACGAGGCGGGUAUCGAUAAGGCCCAGGUCAGCGAAAAGCAGCGCACAGUGGCUGCCUACUUCUCCGGACAGAAGUCGCCCACGGGUGGGCAGGUAGAGGAGCUGCGCACAACAAUGACAACCACCUCCACGAGCAGCUCGUCUGCCGCCAGUCGGAGGACCGCCAUCAAUCGGACAAAGACCAGCGAGAAGCUGUCGGCGGCGGCCCGCAAGUCGCUCAGCUCGCUGACCAGCACCUCCAAUGGUAACGUGUCCACCGCUGGACUGGGACUGGGUCGCGGCAAUGCUGGUGGUGUGGCUGCUUACGGCGGCGGCGGUGGUGGGCUCAGUCGCAGUGCCACCAUGCCGCACAUAGCGAAUCUCAAUCUUCUGGACGAGAGCAAUGUGGAGGAUGCCUUCGAGCAGCUGAUGAUGGGGCAGAACAGGCAGCAGAGCUCCACCACCAGCGAACAGCGCAGCGAGACCAAGUCGAAGGAUGGCGUCACCACAACAACCACAAAAGUUACCACGCGCACGGUGAGCGGCAGCGCUGCCUCGAAGAACAUUUCGCCCUUGGCCAAAUUCAAGCAACUUGAUAAGCAGGCGGCCGCCCAACAAGCCCAAAAAUCAUCUCCAACAACAAGCACACCCACGACCCCCGGCGGCGGUUCGUCACAGCCGCUGUUCAAAUUUACCGAUCCGGCAUUAAAUGCGCGCGCUGCCACUGUCAAGGAUCAGCUUCUGCAGUGGUGUCAGCACAAAACGCAGGAAUACGAGAACGUUCAAAUAAGCAACUUUAGCUCGAGCUGGUCAGACGGCUUGGCCUUUUGUGCGCUAAUCCACCAUUUCUUGCCAGAUGCUUUUGACUACAGUACACUAACCAAACAGACGCGCAGACACAACUUUGAGGUGGCCUUCAGUGUUGCUGACGAGAAGGCGGGCAUAGCGCCGCUGCUGGAUGUGGAGGAUAUGGUGGAGAUGAGCCGCCCCGAUUGGAAGUGCGUUUUUGUCUAUGUCCAGAGCAUAUAUCGUCGUUUCCGCAAUUGCCAGUGAGCAGCAGCAGCAUCAGCAUCGCAGCGCCCUCAAAGAAGCAGCAAGGAAGUAAAGGUCACAGCAGUCAACUCAACAACUCUCAAUAGAAAGAGCAACAGCAAACCACUCAUUAAAUUUUAAGCAGUUUCCUCCUGCCCACAAACGAGACCAUCACACAACUGAGCAUUUCACCCACUCGCAACCCAAGGACCGCACCACACAACCACUUGACACCCAAUCUAACUGUAAAACGGAACCGCAAAUGGCAGCGCAGGCUCGUCUAACGUGAACCAGCAACUUGUACGUUUUUUUUUUGUUUGUUUAAUUUUUUACUAUUAUUAUUAUUACUAUUACACAUUAUUAUUUGUUAUCGAACGCGCAGCAGAAACUAUGCAAUAAUUGUUGAUUUAUUUCUUUGUCAUAAUUUUAAUUGUAAAAUCGGAGAAGAAGAAGCAGAAGCAACGCGAAGAUCUUCUCAGAACGAGAUCUUCGGCUACUAACCUUUAUGAAUUACUACUGUAAUAAUAAACAUAUUCUAUGUAACUUCA